AUGAAGCUAAUACUGGUAAUCGCUCUGCUCAGCACAGUGGCGCUAGCCCACGAAAGCAGCCAGGAGCACGAGCACACAGCAUCCACAGUAUCAAGGGCAAGACGUCAAGCCGCCAGCUCGACGACCCCCAACGACGAGGCUCAUAUCGAGCCCGUGGUCAGCAAGCGCGACGCUUCAUCUGAGGAGUCGGAGAGCUCCGUGAAGCCGAAGAGUGACGCAUCUGAUGAGGUCAACUCGUCCUCCACUCCCGCCCAGAAGCCGAAGCGUGAUGCUUCUGAUGAGUCUACCGAAACGAAGGUCACCUCGACUGCUCCUAAAGCCAGGCGUGAGGCUUCGCAAGCGAACUACGUUUCCGGCUCCUCUACAGCACCAAAGGCCAAGCGCAGCGCUGAGGAAGCUACCCACUCGACGACCGAGGUCCCAAAGCCAAAACGGGAUGUCGAGUCAACAGCUACAACUGAAUCACCAAAGUCUAAGCGUGAUACAUCCGAGGAGACGGCCGAGAAAUCGGUGCAAACCGACGUGGCUGUUGGAGAGGAAAACGGUUCCGCCAAGCUGAUCGCCGCCACGACGGAGGGAUCUGCUAAGCGCAAGCGAGAGGCCGCCGUCAGCGUCGCCGCUUCAACCACCGGCACGCCAGUCCGCCGUCGCAGGAGCUCGGCCGAGUCGCACUCUGGUGAAGUGAAGUCAUCAGUAGCAGCCGUCGUCGCUCAAUCCACCCCGAAAGCC
Molecule: messenger RNA, 729 nt
Organism: Mesorhabditis spiculigera
Lineage: Eukaryota; Metazoa; Nematoda; Chromadorea; Rhabditida; Rhabditidae
Source: the annotation of a GenBank genome assembly